AUGGGACGGAAAUGGACGGCAAAAGAAUGGGAGGACUACUACUCCUCUGGUGGGCCGCGGUCGGAUCCCCACCAUGGUGCGCCCAACCCGAAGCACCGCGGCAAGGGCAAAGCGAAAGAAGGGAGGCAGCCCAAGGACACAUCGGCCUUCCCCAGUUUCGAGCAAAUGCCUGCCAACAGCAAGACCAGGCCACCGGCUGGUGGGGGCCAGGGCAAAGGCGUUUCGGCUUCGACUGCUGCAGCCACGACGGAUGGGAGCCAGCCAACUGGUGGUUUGGCUCGCCACAUCCAGAAAGCGGUCAACAACCUACGAAGGUGCGAAACAAGGCUUCGCAAAUUGGAGACGGAGGUCCAGGACACCGACGCAAAGUGGGCGGAGUGGCAAACACAGAUGAAGAAAAGCUUUGUCACGGAGCGAUCGAAGUACUACGAGACCAUCAACCGCCUGAAGGCAGAGACGACCGAGAUGCAAGAGGCUCAGGAGGAGGCCAUCGAGUCCCUGCAGGCGGCGUUCUCCAAGACCGGCGACGAGGCAAUGGAUGUCGAGGCCGACGACGUUCCGGACGAUGUGCAGAAGGUGCCCUCCUGGGCCGCACCCGCCAAGGCGCCGACACCAGGCGGGCGACCGGCCGAUGCUGUUACCCCGCCUCGCAAGCACAAGGACCAAGCGCCGCGCACACCACCGUGCCCAAGCCGUCCAGCCAAGACGACAGAUUUGGCGGAGCCCACCGAAGUGGACAACUGGUUGGAAGGUGCGGCCAAGCGAGAUCCUUAUCUGCAGUCGCCGUCCACGGGCAGCAAAGAGUACACCGGCAUGGAGCGUACACCAUCGAGGCCCCGACCGACAGAACCCCGACUCCCGGUCAAGACCAGGACCAAGCCGCAAACAGAGCUUGGCUCCCGGCCAUCGCUGAGCGACAAGCUCGAUCAAAGCCGUGCCAAAGCAAUGGAGGACAAUACGACCGUGACAGUGGAGGACUCCGAAGAGGACAUGGUCGGUGCCCUCACAGGCCACAACAGGCUUUUUCGGCCAGUCCCUGAGCAUGACGGUCCGCAUUGGCAGCCCUCUGGGGAGAAGCUGCCCAAUCCCUCUGGUGACUUUUUCGGUCAGUUCACCUCUACCAGCCCGGCACAACAACCAUGGGUGCCGGCACAUCACACGGGCCCUCGGGCCCUGCACCACGACUCCGAACAGGCCGUGACGGCUAUUGUUAAGGUCUACGACAUCCUCGACGUCGAGCACAUCAUGCUUGAUGCCUUGGCGGGGCUCUUCGUUGAAUAUGCCCUGCUGCUUGAGCCGCACUGCAAAUGUCUCUUCUACAGUGCCGGGCUCUUUAUCUUGAUGGCCCUCACCGGCGUCCUUCUCUGCCAGGCCCGGUGGCAGCGCCCUUUUGCCAACAGGCUUCCCCAACAGCUGAUCGUCCCCUUCCGGCACCGCGGGAAGAUUGGCGGCGCCCCAGCGACAUUGAACUGUGGACCAGCGGGCUUCCUUGCUGACGAGCACUUCAUCGACGAGAGGGAGACUUUCCACAUUUCCUUCUGGAUGUGCUCCCCCGGCAUCGAACCACACUCUGUGGAUGUGUCGGUGCACUUCCCACAGACUAUCGAAAGCAUCGUCGAGAUUGUCCUCGACUCUACUGACGGCCUCGGUCACGAGUGGUUAAGCGAGGCGAUUCCUAUCACCCCACAGCUGGAGGAGUUCUACGGCAGCCUCUUCCUUGUGCCGAGCUGGAUCCCCCACUCAAAUACCACAGCCCUCGUACUCGAUGCGAGGGACAUCGAUCACGGCAUCUGCCCCAUCUACCUGAGCGUGCCUGUCACACGAUUCAAUGUUCUUGGUAAGCUCGGGCUCGACCAGGAUACAGCCUUCCAUGUCUUUGUGGCUGGCUCAGCGAGACCCCUUGGGCCAGAGGACACCGUUGCACCGGCACAAGGCAGCCUCAUCAAGGUGAUGCGGCCCGACAUGCAACCUGAAUGGGUAGAUGAACUACGGGACCGCCUCCAUGACCCACUCCUGUGGGACCCGGACAUUGGCCACCCUGACUCUGCUGCAGGGAGAUACGUCGAGCUACAGACCUACAAUGCUGUUUGGCAUCACCGCACCGGCCCCACUGACAGACGACCACCUCUCGAAGUCGCCUGCGAAGCCUUCGAUCUCGAACAGCAGCACACCUGGGUCCGAGCUCCAACUGAGCGCCCCCGAGCCCUCUACAGCGACGAGAAGCGCAUCCACUCCGUUGUUGCGGUCGUCGACCAGAGAACCACACCACGGCAGACGCAUGGCAUCAUCUUCCUCGACCUCAGACCGAUUGGACGAUGGGUGCAGUGGACAGCAGUCAAUGGGGGGCUCUUCAGGGCAGCGGCCUACGUUGCUGCACUCCAGGUCGACGUCGUUGACAACUUCACAAUCGUCGUCAAAGGCGGCCGAACGAAAGGACGCCAUGGUGUCAUCGAGGUCGAGGACGGUGAAGUUCUUGAGGUCGUCCUUGUCCCGACAACCUCUCUUACCUCCUCCGCGUCCCCUACCAGCGAGGCCAAUGAUGACGAGGACGAUUCUGAUGAUGAGCACCGUGGUAACGACAACAUGCCCAGCUCUUCGGAUCUCCCAUCACCGGACGGCCCUCCACAAGGAUCCGGUCCCUUUGGCCCACCACCACCACAGCCGGUCAACCGCCCGAGAAGCCGCAGCCCCCGUGGACGUGACAGAGCUCUCUCUGUGCAUACUGUUGAUACCAGAACGCAUCACGACAGCCCCACGGCCACCGACCUCGCCUCUUCCGAAGGUCCUUUUACUGUUCGGCUUGCUGAACAUGUUGAAGCACCGUCCUUCAGCCUCCUUUCACAGACGGUCACCCUGCCACAUGACCCAACCACAGGACACAAGUUGACCUGCCCUUGGCCCCUGGACUGGCUGCAUUUCGAGGUCGAGAACUUCGACUUCAAGGAGGUCACCAAGGAGGCCAUCAGCGACCUCAAGAACUGGAAGGACAUCCUCACUGGCCUGGGCCCGCAUGACCUCCCAUCGCUCCACAUAUAUGUUGAUGGAUCGUGGGACCCAAACACUGGUCUCGGAGGCUUUGCCAUCGCGAUCUUCAUUGCACACCAUGACGAAUGGGCCCUCUUUGGCUUAUGUGGAGAUCGUACCCACGGACACCCCACUGGCUCGGUCUGGGAAGUACAGGGACCCCCCCCUCUCGUCAAUGAACAGAUUGCCAUUACGACAGCCCUCCUCUGGCUGGCACAGACAUGGCCCUACCUUGACCACCGAGCCGUCACGAUCUACUUUGAUUGCCAGGCGGCAGGCUUCGCGGUACAAGGCAGCUCCAACCUUACCUCCGGACUGAUGGUAGCGGCACGGGGGCUGCACCACUUCAUCUCGGCCAUCUUCGGCAAGGAGCCCUCCUAUGAACAUGUACAUGCACACAAAGGUGAGGCUUUCAACGAGCUCGUCGACGUGGCAGCCAAGACCGUCGCACGGCAAGGCCACGGCUUGACACCUCCGCCGGCUGAUGUAUGCAGGUUGGUGCAGAACAGCGACCUCAGCUGGCUGGCAGCAACUGUUGACCCCAAGCUCCAUCGGGUGCUGCCGGUCAACACUACUUCCUUCACGUGGACACCACCAGACGACUUCGGCCCAUCCCCGCUCACACCCAAUGAGCUCAUCCCCACGAGGCCGGGGAACGUUGCUGAGCUCAGCGAGGAACGCACAGCUGCGGCCAAGCUCCUCACGCUGAACUCCCUCGGCACCAAAAACAAAUCUCGGUUCUUCGAGGACCAGCUCGACCACCUCGAGAUUAACAUCGCCUUUCUGCAGGAGACCAAGGCGACAGAGGGUGUAUGUCAAUCGUCCCGAUUCCUUCGGUUGUCGUCGGCUUCGGAGACACACUGGGGAGUGGCUGUCUGGUUUAGCAGAACCCGUGGGGCCCUCUCCUUCGGCCGAUCACCUUGGAAGAUUGAGCUCACGGACAUCCGCACGCUGGUUAGCACACCACGACUGCUUGUCCUACUUAUCUCCAAGGACAACUACAAGUUAGUUGUCAUCUCCGGCCAUUGCCCCCACGACACCAAGUAUGAGGAAGCGGUCUCCUUUAUGGACACCCUACACACGGCGGUCGCACCCCACCGACAAGCCCAACUUAUUCUCGCUGGUUUCGACUUGAAUGGCAGACCUCCCACGGGAGCUCUUGGAGUCACUGGCCCUCUCGCAUGCGGGGAACCUGACCGUAUUGGGCACCUUGCUGUCUCCACCUUCGAGUCCCUGGGGAUGUGGUUCCCUACCACGUUUCCAGAGCUCCACGUCGGUCCCUCCGAGACGUGGACACAUCCACAAGGAACUCAGCACCGUAUUGACUUCCCCACCCUCGGCGGCACAGCUCAAAUCACCGACGUGAUCACAGCGGUGUGCACGACCUUCGACAGUGGCUGCGACCGAGAAGACCAUUGGCCAGUAUUUCUUGACUUCUCCUGUGCUCUUCACCGACAUCGGCCUCGCGCAGCUCUACGCCGCCCAAAAUUUGACCUCGCGAAGCUCAUGACCCCGGAAGGUCGACGCACAAUGGAGGCGGAAAUGAACCAAUUUGUCCACCCGGACUGGUCGUGCCACCCGGACACCCACUGCCAAAAGGUACAAGACCACCUCCUCGGCAUUAUGCAGAGACACUUCCCCCUCCCGGAGAACCGGCCACGGGCGAGCUUCAUUACUCAGGACACUUGGCGACUCCGCGACCACAAGCUCAACCUGAAGCGAAGGGUUCGCCACCGCAGACAGCUCUGGAAGGACCUUCUGCUGCGCGCUUUCUCUCAAUGGCGCGAUGACGUCGACUACAUGGUCGCCCCACUGAUCGCCCGCCAAGGUCUCCUAUACCAUGUCGCGGCAGCUGCCAUCAGCUUUGCGACGGAACGCAUCCGCCAACAAAUCUGUGUCAGCAAGAACAAGUUCCUGGCUGAACUGGCAGGUGACACGAGUCGCCCACCUGGGGCAAUACUUCGACAAGCGAAGGCGGCCGGUGCCGGUGGAGCCAAGGCCCGCCCAGUCUCCCGACCCCUGCCACAGCUUCGCUUCAAGGACGGCACCGCGGUCGGCAGCCGAGCUGAACAGGACGCCCUUUGGGCUGGACACUUUGGGGAGCAGGAACUUGGCACCCGGAUGCGCACAGAGGCCUUCCUCCUGCAGACACAGUGCCCACCCUUCCAGGACGUCGAGCUCAACUGGAAUAUUGCUGAUGUCCCCUCACUGAUCGAAGUGGAGCAGGCGAUCAGGCUUAUUCCCUGCAACAAGUCCCCGGGACUUGACAAUGUCCGUGGAGAAAUGCUCCGAGCCGCCCCGGCAGCGACGGCCAAACUCCUAUGGCCACUCUUUGCCAAAGCAACGGCUCAGAUCUGCCAGCCUAUUCAGUGGCGUGGCGGUCUACUUCACGAGGCAUACAAACGGAGUGGCUCCAGCCCCGACCCCCAAUCCUUUCGCUCCCUCUUCGUGUCAUCCACGGUCGGUAAAUGCUUUCACAAGAUGUUCCGCACCCGCUCCCAGCGUGACCUUGAGGGAGCCUUCCACAGUUUCCAGCUCGGAGCUCGGCGACACUGCCCGGUCACCUUACCGGCACUUUACAUCCUGGGCCACGCCAGACGUGGAAGAACAUCGAAGAAGUCCACCGCGAUGCUCUACCUCGAUACUGAGGCGGCCUAUUACCGCAUCAUCCGGCAACUCGCGUUUGGAGACAUCACCCAGGAUGACUCGAUCAUCCGUGUCUUCCAACACUUCGACCUCGACCCCUCCGACUACCACGAGAUGGCCCAACAGAUCGUGUCCGGAGGCAUGGCUGCAGAAACUUCUCUGCCGGCUACGACCCGCCACAACAUCAAGGACUUCCACAACAGGGCCUGGUUCAUCACAGCCUACGCAGACGGAUCACAAGUCACGCAAACUGCCGCUGGAUCUCGACCCGGCGAAAGCUGGGCUGACAUUGUGUUCGGAUGGGUCUACAGCCGCAUCCUCGCGGUCGUGACGGAACACGCUACUGCUGAGUCGGUCCUCGACCAAAUCGCCUGUGACCCCUCAGCGGGACCCUAUGCCGCAAGUGGACAAGGAGGCGAAAUUACUGUCGCUGACGCCACAUGGGCCGACGACAGCGCCUGGCCACUGUCCGACCACGAUCCAGAGGCCCUGCUUCGGAAGACCGUGCGCCUCUGCACCAUUGUCAUCCAGUUCUGCUGGCAACACGGCCUCCGGCCGAACCUCAAACCUGGAAAGUCGGCCAUCAUGCUCAAGCUCCGUGGCAAAGGCUCGCACCGGGUCCGAACCAAAUACUUCCCUCGCCAAGGACAACAGCUUGAUCUCCCCGACCUUGGGGUGACGGUGCCGAUCUCCAACCAGUACAAGCACUUGGGAGGUGUUGUCGACGGCGAGCCCAAGAUGACGAUCGAAGCUCGACGACGCACAGCCAUAGCUGGCUCGGCAUAUGAUUCUGGCAAAAAGCUUUUCUUUGCGAAUCCACGCCUUGAGCUCACCACCAGGAUCGCGCUUUUCCAGGCGACCAUAGACCCGGUCUACUUCAACUUGGGGUUGUGGACCGACGACGGCCCAUCCUGGAACAUACUGAGCAAUGGCUAUACACGAUUGCUACGACGCCUUCUAGUUCGACAGUGGGGUGGGGACGCCGCUUUCCACAUCCCGCUCCCGGCGGUUCACCUCGCGACAUCCACCCCGCCCCUCGAGAUCCUCCUCAAAAGGGCAAGACUGAGCCUCCUUUGCUCAAUGUCAAAGGCUGCCCCUCUUCCGCUCUGGGCCAUGCUUCAGGAUGAGCAGAGCUGGUUCCAGGCUGUACAACAGGACCUACGGUGGCUUGUCGGGGAAAGCCAGGAGCCCGGACGCUGGCCACGAUGCGAUGAAGCUGGUUGGCCAGAAUGGGUCAACAUUUUUCGCACGGCUACACCCUGGUUCAAACGCCAGGUCAAACGGCGAAUCAAGGAAGGCACUCGCGACUACUGCGCCCACCACAAGCUUGCCCUCACCCUAUGGGCCAUCUACCGGCAGACCCUCGCGAGUUCCAAACCUGCCGAGCUCUCUCCCGACCCCUGGAUAUGUCGAAUCUGUGUCCGCGGUUUCAAGAGCAGGGCUGGGCUUGGUGCCCACUUCUUCAAGGCACACCAGAGAGUCGCUGGCCACCGAGGACUCACAGACGGCACGAUCUGCCCAGCAUGCGGCAAGGACUACCACAGCGAGAACCGACUGCAUGUGCACCUCAGAGAUGCCCCGCACUGCGCGGACAUGCUCCGCGCCGCUGGCCAUAGGGCCAAGUCAGUGAGGCCAGGCAUUGGCAGCCGACUUUGGCGCAAGGCAGCCCAGGAGAUGGAUUGUCUGGCUGUACCAUGUCCAAAAACAAUGCCCAUGCUCGACACCACAGCCGAAGUCCAAGCACCGGUUGUCACCAAGGCGCACUUCGACCUCUCCUGUGCCCUGCUCUGCAAGGACCUACCUACUGACGAGGGCAAGGUCGUUGACAUCCUCGAGGGCAUCCUCCACUCGUGGCCCCUCUACCAAGACGAGAUCUCCUACAUCGUGCACAAGGUCCUGGGGGAAAUCGACGAGGUCAUCCACGAGCUACAAGAGGAGUACUGGUCUGAAGGAACCUACGACGUCGUCACCAAGGCCCUGCUCAGGACCCUCACACCACCCACAGACCUCCCACCUCGGGAGGAGACAGGUGAAGACCGAGCGGAUCACUACGCGACUUUUGCUGACCGACUCGAGAACUUCAACUGGGACGAAGUGAUCCCCAAUCGGGCUGAACACGUGACCCCAGACUAUCCCUGCUUUGAACUGUCUGACGCUUGGGAAGCUGAGUGGAGCGCACACAGUAGCAGAAUAGAUGCCUCAGCCGUGGAAGCUAGAUUGUGGACCUUCCUGCCCGAUAUCCUGCAAGCAACCUGGCUUGCAGCAGUACAGGGGCGGAGUCCCACCCUUAGGGCGCCAGACUGCUUUUGGCGAAGUCCAUUAAGCAAGCCCUUCAGGCGCUACAAAGCGCUGGCUGCAACCAAUUAA
Symbiodinium sp. CCMP2592 is the source of this 8037-nucleotide messenger RNA. NCBI's taxonomy places the organism in Eukaryota, Dinophyceae, Suessiales, Symbiodiniaceae. The record is from the annotation of a GenBank genome assembly.